GCAGCAGCUUUUUCUCUCACGAGACUGAUCAGCAAUUUGAGUUCAUGAUGCAGCUUUAUGGAGCUCUGAUCCUGAGUGUGACUCUGUCUGCAGUAUGUGGAUUAAGAUGCUACACAUGCACAGCUGCCGAUCCUAAAUCCUGCAUAGACACCAAAGCUUGUGCUCUCGCCUUCGACCGUUGUUUCUCUCUCAAAGUAGUAGAUCUUAAUGUAGUUACAAAGGGCUGCCAAACCAGUGCAUUAUGUGUUGGGCCUGUGUCUUGCUGUGAAGGGAACCUGUGUAACAGCGCUAUUCCAAUUGGUCCCAGUGCCAUCCUCCUGCUGGUAUCUUCAGCCAUCCUCAAUUUUUUUUUCUGAGGCUGUGGAAUGAUGUUGUUUCCUUGCUGCACUGUUUUCCGACUCUAUUUUGUAUCAGUAGUGUCAUGGUCCUGGGUCGUGUGAUCCAGUGUUGAGGAGUUUUAUGUAUCUUUUGUUUUCAUUUAUGCUUUAGCUUAGUUCGUCUAGUUAAUUUCUAGGGUGCUGUUUAGCCCUUUGUUUCUUAGUUGUUUAUGUCAUCUCCCUGUACUCAGUCUCCCUGGUUCGUGCGUCUACCUGUCAUGCGUCAUGUCUGCGGGGUUAUGUUUAGUUCAUGUCAUGUCUAAUCUCCAUGUUUCCUGUUUUACUUUGAAACUCUGUAUUCAA
Molecule: messenger RNA, 680 nt
Organism: Maylandia zebra (zebra mbuna)
Lineage: Eukaryota; Metazoa; Chordata; Actinopteri; Cichliformes; Cichlidae
Source: RefSeq, a predicted model, not a curated record